Nomia melanderi (Alkali bee) is the source of this 777-nucleotide messenger RNA. RefSeq lists its product as uncharacterized. Gene Ontology annotation, biological process: sensory organ development; axon development; positive regulation of transcription by RNA polymerase II. Gene Ontology annotation, cellular component: nucleus. Gene Ontology annotation, molecular function: E-box binding; protein dimerization activity; DNA-binding transcription factor activity, RNA polymerase II-specific. The record is from RefSeq and is a predicted model, not a curated record. NCBI's taxonomy places the organism in Eukaryota, Metazoa, Arthropoda, Insecta, Hymenoptera, Halictidae.
AUGGCUUUGAUUGGUAAUCAGCACGAUUAUCCGGUGACCACCGCAGUGAUAACGACCAAUUAUUCGAGCAGUAGAACGUACGAAUCUUUGUAUCCUUCGCCGUACAACUCGCCGAGCUACGAUUCCGUGAAAGUCCCUUGCGGGGAGAAUUACGGGCACAAAGGUGAGCACACGCCGCGGAAAGAGUCGGGGCCGGUUAAUUACGCGAGUGAAGUAAUCACGAAGUACUCGAGAACUCCGGACUCGUAUGACAGAAGUUCCUUCGGUAUGUUGACGCCUAUGACCCCUCAAAGGUAUGAACCACAGCACGCGAUAAGUCACACGGUUUCACCGAGAUCGAUGCUACACGAAGAGAACUCCGUUGAAUACAUUCCGGCGGCUUAUUGCUACGAAACGCCACCGCAGGAGCAAAAAUUUCAGAUGCUCGAGAAGAAUGAGCCGAUGCAAAUGAUCGCCGAGCCACUGAGGAACUGCUGGGAACCCGUUACAUCCGCUCAGAAACAGUUAUCGCCAGUCAAUAGCCCGCGACGCGGAAGGAGACGAUCAAGGGACAUACCGCCGUCGCCGAGCGUGUUGAAGCGUCGACGUCUCGCGGCGAACGCGCGGGAGAGACGCCGCAUGAACGGGUUGAACGACGCCUUCGACAAACUGAGAGAAGUGGUCCCCAGUCUGGGGGCUGAUCACAAACUGAGCAAAUUCGAGACGUUGCAAAUGGCGCAGACUUACAUCGCAGCGUUGUGCGAUCUCCUUCAGCGGCACGACGGAAAAUGGCAAUAA